Molecule: messenger RNA, 973 nt
Organism: Lycium barbarum (goji berry)
Lineage: Eukaryota; Viridiplantae; Streptophyta; Magnoliopsida; Solanales; Solanaceae
Product: ethylene-responsive transcription factor ERF109-like
Exons: 1
Coding region: 49-699 (216 amino acids)
Biological process (GO): ethylene-activated signaling pathway; regulation of DNA-templated transcription
Molecular function (GO): DNA-binding transcription factor activity; DNA binding
Source: RefSeq, a predicted model, not a curated record
AACCAUCUUUCACAGCCCAAAUUCAGUGACGAAUAAGAGUUUUCAAUCAUGGUUGCUGCUUUAAAGAAUGUCAUAACAGGUAGUACUCAUAGUUCUGCUUUCAUGGAUGCAGCUCAAGAAUUUCAAUACGCUAUGACCACGACCACUAUCAGUGGUAGUGCCACCAUUUCAUCACCUUCUACGAGUAUGUCUAGAUUUAUUGAGCCGCCCUUGUUUCGCGUUCCUGUAGAACCAGAGCCUUGUCAAUUCUGCAGAAUAAAUGGUUGUUUAGGCUGCGACUAUUUUGGAACCCCAGUUGCUGGUGAUAACAAGAACAAGAACAACACGAAGGUUGUCACGAAGAAGAAGAAGAACUACAGAGGAUUGAGACUGAGACCAUGGGGAAAAUGGGCUGCGGAGAUUAGAGAUCCAAGAAGGGCUGCCAGAGUAUGGCUUGGAACUUUUACUGCAACAAAGGAUGCAGCUAGAGCUUAUGACAGAGCAGCUGUUGAAUUUAGAGGUCCUAGAGCUAAGCUUAAUUUCUCAUUUGCAGAUUAUACAACCAUCCAACAUGAGCAGAAUAAUAAUACAACUACUUCAUCUUCUUCACCCCAGCAAGUAAAUUUGGGUCCUAAAGCAAGUAAAUUAGGUCCUAAAGCAAGUGUUUUACAGCAGGAAAUUAACACGGCUUUUGGUACCGGAAAAGAAGAAGAAUUUUGAGAUCAAUUGAUGAUGUCGGACAAUGAGAUUCAAGAUUGCUUGAGGCCGAUGAUUUUUCAUGGCGAAUCUUCUAAUUUUGCUAAUGGCUAUAUUUCUCAUAGCUUCUGAGCACUUUCAAUUAAACAAGAAUUGAAAAGGAAAAGAGAAAAAAGAACAAAAAGAUAUUUAUAUUUUCCAAUUUUAGGUGUACUUAAAUUUUUCUUCUUUAAUUUAAGAUUGUAUCAUAAAUACUUUAGGCACCGUACAGGAAUGAAUUUGGAUUUUGUACGGGAAA